Molecule: messenger RNA, 1003 nt
Organism: Panicum virgatum (switchgrass)
Lineage: Eukaryota; Viridiplantae; Streptophyta; Magnoliopsida; Poales; Poaceae
Product: protein ZINC INDUCED FACILITATOR-LIKE 1-like
Exons: 6
Coding region: 252-632 (126 amino acids)
Source: RefSeq, a predicted model, not a curated record
UGGAAUCUUGGUUUCUCUCCCUCUCUCUUCAAUAAAUAUACUGUCACAUCAGCAAAACACAAUAAAUAGAAGGCUUAGACUCUACGAGUGGAGUCUGCAUUGGGACUGCCCUAACAAAUAAUGUAGCACGCAUUGUCUUUAAACUAAUAUACUAUCUCCCUUUGAUUAUAGGGGUUACCAUUCUUUUGUAUCAAACAUUUGUUUAUCCAUAUCUUGUGAAACUUCUUCGACCAAUCAAUACAUCCCGCAUUAUGAUUAUAUUGUCUAUGGCUCUUCUGAUUACUUACCCAUGUAUAGCACAUCUCAGAGAGCCUUGGUUAUCAAUAAUGCUAAAUAUUGCAUCAAUGUUGAAAGCUAACUGUGUGGUUACAGUUGUCACCUGCUCAUUCAUUCUUCAGAAUAAUUCUGUGUCUCAAGAUCAAAGAGCAACUGCGAAUGGCUUAGCGACAACUUUAAUGUCAUUCUCCAAGGCAAUUGCUCCAGCAGGGGCUGGUGUUGUGUUUUCAUGGGCGCAAAAAUAUCAGCAUGUAUUCUUCUUUCAAGGGGGGCAACUGGUGUUCUUGCUUUUGGAUUUUGUUGUUUUAAUUGAGCUCGUUUGGACAUUCAAGCCAUUUCUUAUUGUGACAGAGUAAUUUUUUUCAAUUUAACCAUCCAACAUACCAGUGGGAAGCUGUGUCUGUGUACCAUCAUGAUAUCGCACGUGCUAACGUGCAGAAGCAUGUAUAUAUAGCUGUUAAUUUUCAAGGUUAACAAUAACUUGGUACAUGGAAACCAUGCUAACAAGUAUAUAUUGGCCAAUAAUACAAGGUUUUAGAAAAAUAUCGAGAGAGGUGCAUGGAUAUGUCAAUAUGUUGAGCUUGCAUAUAUCUAUAUGGAGCUCUACUUGUAGCUUGUAUGUAAUAAUAUUAAUUUCAUACUGAGCUUGAGAUGUACUUGUUCUUGUUGAGACACCGAUGUUCGCUCACUACUGAGAAUAAAGUUCGAAAGAUCACAAUUUUGAUCA